Messenger RNA from Colletotrichum graminicola M1.001, 1815 nucleotides. RefSeq lists its product as uncharacterized. Gene Ontology annotation, cellular component: GPI-anchor transamidase complex; membrane. The transcript is spliced from 5 exons. The record is from RefSeq and is a predicted model, not a curated record. Gene Ontology annotation, biological process: attachment of GPI anchor to protein. The coding region runs from base 1 to 1815 and encodes 604 amino acids. Lineage: Eukaryota; Fungi; Ascomycota; Sordariomycetes; Glomerellales; Glomerellaceae.
AUGUCACGGCUAAUAUCCUCAGCCCUCUCGUUGCGGCGUGAUCCACGUAUCCUCAAACUCCCGCCCUACCUGUCGUUAGCAUGUAUUCUUGGCGGCAUUGCAUGGCUAUUUCUGUUGCCUCUCAAUGACUACUCCCGCCGAACAUAUAUCUCCGAGAAUGCGCUGCUCCCGGGCCAGGUACACACAUACUUCGGGGGAAGCGACCAGAACGUCCUACGGGCCUACAAGAACGAGGUCAACUUGGUGAAGGACAAGUCCAACUACGAGAUCAAUGACAAACUCGAGGGCAUUCUCAAGAACGUAGGCUUGAAGGUCGGGCGCCAGAACUACACAUACGAAUCGGCUGGCGAUAUCUAUAUGGGCGAGAAUAUAUACGCUAUUCUCCAGGCCCCGCGUGGUGACGCUACUGAAGCAAUCGUGCUGGUUGCUGCAUGGAAGACGAUCGACGAGAAAUUCAAUGUCAACGGCGUGCCGUUGGCUCUGACUCUUGCACGGUACUUCAAGCGGUGGUCUCUCUGGUCCAAGGACAUCAUCCUCGUCAUCCCCCCGGACAGCAGGACGGGAGCUCAGGCCUGGGUUGACGCAUAUCACGACUCGCACGACUCGUCCCGUGUGAGCUCGUUACCUCUCAAAUCCGGUGCGUUGCAGGGCGCUAUCGCAAUAGACUUCUCCCAGGAGCGCCGCUUUGAAUCCAUCCACAUCAUCUACGAUGGCAUCAAUGGCCAACUGCCAAAUCUCGACCUUAUCAACUCUGUUGUCAACAUCGCAGGCGGGCAGAUGGGCAUGGGGACCGCUAUUCAGGAAAUGUGGUCGCACUCGGACAAAUACCAAGACCGGCUACGGACCAUGCUUCGCGGCAUGCUGAACCAGGGGCUCGGCCACGCCUCGGGCCCGCAUAGCAGCUUCAUCCCAUACCAUGUUGAUGCUAUCACCCUGCAACCCUUUGGCGAAGGUUGGCAUGACGAGAUGGGCAUGGGGCGCUUGGUCGAGGGUACGUUCCGCAGCUUGAACAACCUCCUCGAACACCUUCAUCAAAGUUUCUUCUUUUACCUCCUAAUGCACAAGGAGAGAUUCGUCAGUAUUGGCACGUACCUACCUAGUGCCAUGAUCCUGGCCGCCAGUUUUACAAUCACUGCCAUCUCUCUGUGGGUGAAGAGUGGCCACCAGGAAGAGGCGUGUACUGACGGUUCUGGGAAGAAGCCAGGCCCACCACCGCGGUCAGUAUCGGCGGUUGAACGUGAUUUAUUCCUCCCCUUGGGCUUGGUGGCCAUCUGCCAGUUUCUGGGCGUCAUACCCCUGUACAUAUUCAACCAUAUGCCCGCACAUAUGCUUUCAGGGGCAUAUACAGCCUUCGCGCUCGUCAAUUGCGCUCUGCCCUUUCUCAUUUCCUCGUUGCUGACCUCUACUUACAAUCCGACUGUCCAACAAUACCAGCUCAUCAAGUCUUUUUCCUUGCUUUUGCUCGGCAUGUUUCUAUCUGCUCUUGCUACUCUGAACUUCUCCCUGGCCUUCCUCGUUGGCGUCAUGGCUAGUCCGCUCUCCUUCAUGCGACCCUGGCCGCACCACUUGGCCGUUCGAUGGGCCUGUGCCGCGUUCCUCCAGCUCGCGUCUCCGACGGCGGCGCUAUACUCCGUGUCGUCGUAUUUCGACAUUAGCAUCGGAGGGGUCCUCAAGGAGGCUGCGUUCGGCUGGGACGUUUGGGGCAUGUAUACUCCCGUCAUCAUCUGGGGCGUGUGGUGGCCCGCCUGGCUUAUGGGGUCCGUCAUAGUGCUUGGACAGCCUGUGUCCAAGGCGAAGACCAUGCAGCUGGAUUAG